Peromyscus leucopus (white-footed mouse) is the source of this 4629-nucleotide messenger RNA. RefSeq names its product spliceosome associated factor 3, U4/U6 recycling protein (gene Sart3). The record is from RefSeq and is a predicted model, not a curated record. NCBI's taxonomy places the organism in Eukaryota, Metazoa, Chordata, Mammalia, Rodentia, Cricetidae. Gene Ontology annotation, molecular function: protein binding; RNA binding. Gene Ontology annotation, biological process: RNA processing.
CGGUGCGGCCGCGGGUGCUGGGUCCGGGGUGUGCGGGGGGCGCGGGGCCUGACUGGCGCCCGGACGCAGGCGUCCCCGGGAGACGCCCUGUGCUGGCUGUGUGGUUCCGGAAGCGGACUCUCGUCUCCAGUCCGUGGGUCCGACACACGGUGUUCACUAGGUGUCACUACCCAGCCGCCGGGGGGCCCGGGGGAGCAACACGGACACGGUGCCCGUCAACCUUGCAGACGAGGUUGCAAAAAGGGGAAAGGCAAAGGAAAGAGGAAAAACUCGAGUGCUUUUCUACCCCCGCGAGGGCCAAGUGUAAGACGGGAACACACACACCGCGCCUGGGCGCGGAACGUUCGGUUUUGCGGCCAGUGCACGGCAUUCCCGAGCAGCACUUUAUUGUGGCGUACUCCUCAUGCCGGCUGUGAACCGGUAAAAGUCACCCGAUCCACGCGAUUAACGGCCGCAAGGCCCCAGACGCGACCGAAGGGGAGGGAGCGCUGAUCUUCGGGAGACGGAAUUGUCUCAUGAAUGGUGCGUUCGAUCCGAUCGCCGAGGGCCUGGAGUUUUGCCUGCGCCCGAGGCCCGGUUGCUGGGAAACCAGCGCGCACUGGAGCUGGCGGAGCGUUGCAGGAGGCGUUUCUUGAGCCCAAGAACGGCUUUGACCUUCUUAAGAUGGCGUCUCGACCUUAACCGCAGACAUCACGCUCGCACGACUUCCGCCAUGGCCGCCACGUCCGGUUCGAAGACCCAGCGACUGUUCACGGUGGUAACGGAACACACGUUACGCUAAGGAGCCUUUUUCGCCCGGCAGCGGCUUCCAGAGAAAUAUAAAGACACUGUCCGCGGUGGGCAUUUGACGGGUUCCCCGCGUCCCGAGGCCCUCCGUGCCGCCUCAGGUCGUGACUAAGCGGAGUUUUCAUCAGGCGCACGCCACGGACAGCCCGACGCUCGCCGGGCUUCGGCGGGCGAGGGAAGACCCGAGAGCCGCAGGCUGCGCAAGAUGGCGACCGCGGCCGCAUCCUCUGCGUCCGAGCCGGAGGUUGAGCCCCGGGCCGUGCCCGAGGCCGAGGGGGAAGAGGAUGACGCGAAGGCGGCCCGCGCCGAGAGGAAGGUGCUGCCCCGCGCCGUGGCCGUGGACGCGGCCAAGGCCACGGGGCCGGGGUGGGAGCUGCAGCAGGAAGGCGUGAGCGACAGUGACGGGGAUGAGGAGGACGCCAUGGCUUCCUCCGCCGAGAGCUCCCCCGGGGAGGACGAGUGGGAGUACGACGAGGAGGAGGAGAAGAACCAGCUGGAGAUCGAGCGCCUGGAGGAGCAGCUGUCCAUCAAUGGCUUUGACUACAACUGCCACGUGGAGCUGAUCAGGUUGCUGCGCCUGGAAGGAGAGCUCAACAAAGUGAGGAUGGCCCGCCAGAAGAUGAGCGAGCUCUUCCCCUUGACUGAAGAGCUCUGGCUGGAGUGGCUGCACGAUGAGAUCAGCAUGGCCAUGGACGGCCUGGACCGAGAGCACGUGUACGAGCUCUUCGAGAGAGCCGUGAAGGACUACAUCUGUCCGAACAUUUGGCUAGAGUAUGGCCAGUACUCAGUUGGAGGCAUUGGUCAGAAAGGUGGCCUCGAGAAGGUUCGCUCUGUGUUUGAAAGGGCCCUGUCAUCUGUUGGCUUACACAUGACAAAAGGCCUGGCCAUCUGGGAGGCUUACCGAGAGUUUGAAAGUGCCAUUGUGGAAGCUGCUCGGCCCAUAGCUGCCUUCCUUUCCCCUUCUGACUGGGAACAAACCUUUGAUUCACAGCUGGAGAAAGUCCACAGCCUCUUCCGGCGACAGCUGGCGAUCCCGCUGUACGAUAUGGAGGCCACCUUUGCCGAGUAUGAAGAGUGGUCAGAAGAGCCCAUCCCGGAGUCCGUCCUUCAGAACUACCAGAAAGCCCUGGAGCAGCUGGAGAAAUACAAGCCCUUUGAGGAGGCGCUGUUGCAAGCAGAGGCCCCAAGGCUGGCAGAAUACCAAGCGUACAUUGAUUUUGAGAUGAAAAUUGGGGAUCCUGCUCGCAUUCAGUUGAUCUUUGAGCGUGCCCUGGUGGAGAACUGCCUGGUCCCAGACUUAUGGAUCCGCUACAGUCGGUACCUAGAUCGGCAGCUGAGAGUAAAGGAUUUGGUUUUAUCUGUACACAGCCGUGCUGUGAGGAACUGCCCCUGGACAGUCGCCCUGUGGACUCGGUACCUCCUGGCCAUGGAGAGACACGGAGUGGACCAUCAAAUGAUUUCUGCGACCUUCGAGACUGCUCUGAGUGCCGGCUUCAUCCAGGCCACUGACUAUGUGGAGAUUUGGCAGGUGUACCUGGACUACCUGAGGAGAAGGGUGGACUUCAGACAAGACUCUAGCAAGGAGCUGGAAGAGCUGCGGUCCAUGUUCACACGUGCUCUGGAGUAUCUGCAGCAGGAGGUUGAGGAGCGUUUCAGCGAGAGCGGAGAUCCAAGUUGCGUGAUCAUGCAGAGCUGGGCGCGGGUUGAGGCUCGUCUGUGCAACAACAUGCAGAAAGCUCGAGAGCUCUGGGACAGCAUCAUGACCAGAGGAAACGCCAAGUAUGCCAACAUGUGGCUGGAGUACUACAACCUGGAAAGGGCGCACGGCGACACGCAGCACUGUCGGAAGGCGCUGCACCGAGCUGUCCAGUGCACCAGUGACUACCCUGAGCAUGUCUGCGAAGUGUUGCUCACCAUGGAGAGGACGGAAGGGACCUUAGAAGAUUGGGAUGUGGCCGUUCAGAAAACCGAAACUCGCUUGGCUCGUGUGAAUGAGCAGAGGAUGAAGGCUGCAGAGAAGGAAGCCGCUCUUGUGCAGCAGGAGGAAGAAAGGGUUGAGCAGCGGAAGAAGGUGAGGGCCGAGAAGAAAGCCCUGAAAAAGAAGAAAAAGACCCGCGCAGACAAACGCAAGGCAGACGAGGAGGAUGAGAGAGAAUGGGGCGAGGAGGAGGAGGAAGAGCAGCCUUGCAAGCGCAGACGCCUGGAGAAUAGUGUGGCCUCUGCCGUGGCUGCAGCCACGCAGGAAGACACGGAAGUGGCUGGGAGAUGUGUGACCAUAGACGUUGCUCCUCCUUCCAAGCAGAAGGAGAAGGCAGCCUCCCUCAAGCUGGACAUGCCCAAGGUGGCUCACGACAGCAGUAAAGACAGCGUCACGGUCUUUGUUAGCAACUUGCCCUACAGCAUGGACGAGCCAGAGGUGAAGCUCAGGCCACUCUUUGAGGCCUGCGGGGAGGUGGUCCAGAUCAGGCCGGUCUUCAGCAACCGUGGGGACUUCAGGGGCUACUGCUACGUGGAGUUUAAAGAGGAGAAGUCAGCCCGUCAGGCCCUGGAGCUGGACAGGAAGAAUGUGGAAGGAAGGCCAAUGUUUGUCUCCCCAUGUGUGGAUAAGAGCAAAAACCCCGAUUUUAAGGUGUUCAGAUAUAGCACCACCCUGGAGAAACACAAACUCUUUAUCUCGGGCCUGCCCUUCUCCUGCACCAAAGAGGAACUUGAGGACAUUUGUAAGGCUCAUGGCACCGUGAAGGACCUCAGGCUGGUUACCAACAGGGCUGGCAAGCCGAAGGGUCUGGCCUAUGUGGAGUAUGAAAACGAGUCCCAGGCGUCCCAGGCAGUCAUGAAGAUGGAUGGCAUGACCAUUAAAGAGAAUGUCAUUAAGGUGGCAAUCAGUAAUCCCCCUCAGCGGAAGGUUCCAGAGAAGCCGGAAGUGAGGACCCCUAUGGUACCCCGGCAGAUGUAUGGAGCGCGCGGGAAGGGAAGGACCCAGCUUUCUCUUCUUCCUCGGGCUCUGCAGCGCCACACUGCUGCUCCUCAGGCCGAGAACGGCCCUGCUGUGGGGCCGGCUGCCACCGCUUCCAUGACCACCGAGGCUCCUAAGAUGUCCAAUGCUGAUUUUGCGAAGUUGCUUCUGAGGAAGUGAAGAGGACUCUGAGAGAUGGGAAAUGCCUUACUUACUCCUUCAUGCUGGCCAGACAGGUCACUGUGGGCCCUGGAGACAGGAGGGCUGGGCACUCACCUGCCUCCCAGAUUCUCCUCUGAUGGAGACGAGAAGGAAGAGCCUACACUGAGCAUGGCGGCGAGGAGUAUUCCCUCACAUUGAGGGCGGAGGCCAGCUGCUUUACGGGCUGUCCCCAGGGACUUCAGUGUCGAACAAGGAGGGACUCAGCUUUUGAGGCCCACUUGUCCUGAUACUUUGACCACCUCUGGCCCCUUUUCUACGAACCCCCUACCCCCCCAAGCCCUGCACAGCACGAGUGCCCAUCGCUCUUUAGACCUAAAAAGAUACAGUGGAAGAUGCUUGUCACUCAUCAGGAUGGCCUGGCUAGUACAGUGCGGGCGGGCGGGGCCAUCGCAGAGAACACGUGAUGAUGGGCUUUUGUCCAAAGAGGCGCGAGUUUUUUAUUAUGUAUUUGUAAUUGACACAUCAACUGUUUUAUGUUCCCAAAGCGGAAUGUCUGCGGAAUUUGUUUAUAUAGGAAUGCGUGUGCCACUGCUGUGGACCAUUUUCUUUGCCUGGUGACUGGAGACCUGUGUCCUCUGUCCACCCUUGUGUCUAAAUGCUGUGUCCAGCGCAAAGUCGUCCCCCACUUAGCUUUGUUUAUUAAAGUGAAGUUCUCUCUUACCAAA